GCGUAAAAGCGACCGCCUUAGUCGCGUCGUUGCACGCAUCAACCGACGCUCGGUUACGCUCGGAUUUUCCUUAUGUCCGUUCAUUACUUCGCGUGCUUUCGCAAAGCACCACGAGGUACCCGCGGCCUUGACUUGCCAUAUUUUCCAUACAAUCGAACGAACUGUAUAAUAAUUAUUAUUCGCUGGAUCGGGCAAACGCGAAAGUUUACCGAACGUUCAAGUGUACUUCGAUAAUAAUAGGAUCAUUUUUCUUAUCGCAUCUGCGACGUGAAAUUCUAACUAGAAUCUACAAAAAUAAUAACGCAAUCAUGUUCGAUGAAAAUCCAAAAAUGAACAGAUCAAUGACUUAUCGCCGUUUAUACGAUGCCACUCGUUCGUUCUUGUCAACGUCGAGAAAUGUGAUAUGAGAAAGAUAAAGAAACCGAACGAAAUAACUAAAAGUAUAAGCAAUUGACGUUUUAUAUACACAUAUGCGCGUUCGUCAGUGUCAUGAUCGAGAUCGAUGAGACGAGGACAUGAGUUUGAUAAGAAGCUGCAAAAGAGAUUCCCUUCGUGGAUGCGAAAAGGUGUCGGACAAAAUUCUUUAUCCGACGGUAAAUAGUUUGGCCUUGAAGAGAACGAGAUUACCGUUGCAACUUCACGAUGGUGGUACGGAUAUCGAGACGCAAGAGGAGAUGAAAAAGGAUUCGGGGCCCCAUCGGGAAAGUAAACGAACGAGUUUGAUGGCUAAAGGCAAGGGCAACCCAUUCCGAAAAUACCGCGCAAAAAUUGAAAUGAUGGUCGAAAGACGAAACGAGAUAUUUGAGAGUGCCGAAUCGGCUGAAAUCACCACAAACAUCCUAACCGAUAGCGAAAGAGACGAGGAACUAUUAUAUUCUUCGAAAAAAGAAUAUAAGAAGGAGAGAAUGGCCGACUGGCCAUUGGAGGAGAAAAAGAAUGAAAACGUUAAAGCAAAUAUUCGAAACGAGUCGAAUGACGAUUCGAGUGUUCUCAGCGAGAGACGUUGCUCGUAUUCUUCGGAGGAUUACGAAAAAGUCGAUGUUAAAAGUCAAUGUUACCCGGAAGCCUUUGUAGAACGUGACUUCGAUGUCAACGAGAGCUUUCACCGCAAAAAGAUCACGGGAAUAUCUAAAUCGACGUGUGAUAGAGAAUCGAUAUUGUUUUCCAGCGACGAGGAAAAAAGUAGUCUACGGAAUAAUAAGAAAAAGAAGAAGAAGAAGAAGAAAAAGAAGAGACAGUUUGCUAGAUACGUACUGCACUAUGUACCAGGAUAUCCGGGCAAACGUCAUAAACAACCAACGAAAAAGAAGAAGAAGCAUUAUCGCUUCGUAACGUCGUUUGACUCACGGGCGAGAUCCUUGGGCGAAGAGGAUGAAACGAGUAUUGAAGAGAAUCAGGAAUUUUCGCGACCAAGGAGUCUCUCGAGAUUCGAAUUGAAAUACGUCAUGAUUUCGGCUCCAUCGAACUUUGUUCACGUUGCCUCGGCUACCAAUACGCGCUUAAUGUCCAAUGAAAAGAUCGCCAGCUCGAAAUUAGAACAAUCGAUUAUCACUCACGAAGAAAAAUCCGCUAAUUUACCUCUCCUCCUAAGAGGGAAAGAAGUUGACAAAAGUAUUAAUCGGCUUAUCGGCGAAGAAACGCCUAUGGAAACUUUACGACACGUCAACGAAGGUAGAACGCCUUACGUAGAAAUAAAAAGAACGUCCCUAGGCAAUGCGGAGGAGCGUAAGGUCGAACUCGUAGAUCCUUGCCGAUCGGUGAAAAUCGAAACAGACGAUCACGAGAUGAGAAUUUCUUACGAGCCUAUAUUACGCACCAAUGUCAGUUUUCUUUGGAGCGAUCGAACGAGAAAUUUCUUGGACAAUAAGAACGAGCAAGCUAGACUUUCUUCCUCGCUCGUAGAAAAUGACGAAGAAACGUUCGCGGGAACGUUCGAAGAACCGUACGACGACGUGGGACCACCGCUGUCCAAGUCCUUCUCUCAGGAAGACGAUUACGACGAUGUAGGACCACCGCCGACAUGCUCUGAUGAAAAUACACCUGGCGAUGGAAAAUACGCGAAGGAUGACACGUACGACGACGUUUUGGUGCCAUUUUUAAAUAAAAUCGAAGAAAAAGUUGAAACGAUAUUGGAAGAUGAUGACAGACAAGAAAGCUCGAUUAACAACGAUUAUUCCAGUCUCGAGGAUGGUGAGGAUGAAAGGUACAUUUACGAUGACGUUGCUGUACCCGUUGGCGAGGAACGCGUCAAUAGUCUCUAUGGGGAUUCCAUGGCCGCCUCUUUUAUGGGAUCGGUCCUGACGAACGGCAAAGAAUCCGAAUGGGAGGACGUGGACGAUUUUACGAACGCAUUGCCUUGCUACUGUCAACAUGACUGCACAUGUGAAAAGAAUGGCGAACAGUGUAAUACGUGGAGUAAAAAGAAGACUGGACAACGGUCCGGCAAAAAGUGGAAAAGACGGCGUUCGAGAAGAUGUAGGAAAACCUCGGCUUCCUCCGCGCGAACUCGCCACGACUCUAUUGUUGACGUGGCCAUCACCGGUUCUGCUCUGUUACUGGCCGAUCAUUCGGGAAAAAAGGAAGGAGAAUGGAGAUCAUCGGGAAAUUCGGAAUUGGAUGGAGAGUCCGUUGGUACGAAGACCCAAGGCCUUGUCCAAAUGAGACUUGUGGAUCUCGACGAGGACACGGACAUGCAAGAGGCGUCGUGUUACGUUCACGAAGAAAGCGCCUCGGAAGAUAGCACGUACGAAAGCCUUCGUUUUUGCCAGCCGGACGACUUCGGUACGGAUUCGGAAAGCGAAACGAGUGGGCGCGUAAACGGGCCCAAUCUUAACGCCGAGAAUCGAGGUGAAAAUACUACCAAUGGGAAUGUUUACCUGGAGGCUCCCGCGAAACCGAUACCACCGCCUCCGAGAGAAUCUAGUCUGACGGAAACAUUGGGUAGAAGAAUAAAGAUGUUGCGGAGAACGUGGAGCAUUACCAAGGGGAGUCUUGGUCGAAUUCGAAGAAGAACUUUGUUCGUUGAAGAAGAACAAGCUUCCGAAGAAAGCAAGGACCUUGCCAACGUACACCAUCAACAACAACUGCCGGACAAUGGAAAAUAUUUUAGCUUUAGAAAACAUUUCCGAAAGAACCUCACCAGCUUUUCGACCUUUUAUCUAAACGAUAGCGACGGUAUUUGCACCUCGAGGAACAACAAUAAUAAUAAUGGUACCAGCAAAGAAGCCAUUUAUGGUAAUACCAAUUGGUACGCCGCGUGGUCUGGUACGACGAAAAUUAAUAACGACUGCGAAUCUUCGUCCCGAGACGUCGAUCACUACAGCGUCUUGGCGGACCAAGAACCUUUGUAUCAAUUUUAUGAGGCAGCCGUUGCGCGUGUGGCCUUCGAGUCGGAUUCCGACGGAUACGAGGAAGUAGAAGAUUUAAAUUUUCCUCCGCUCGCUACGGAGGAUUUUUUAAAACCAGGACAACGUACUUUAUGGUGUCAAACUCCGCAAGUUGUACGCAGCGGACUCUUACAGAGAUUAACGCCGGAAGAAAAGAAAAUACAAGAAGCAAAGUUUGAGAUCCUUACGUCGGAAGCAUCUUACUUGAAUUCGCUUCGUGUUCUUGACAACGAAUUUCUUCGCAAUCACGAGUUAACGAAUGAAAUUUUGACGAGUUCUGAGAAAGAUAAACUUUUUGGCGGAGUACCUGCUGUGAUUAAAGCAUCGGAAAGAUUAUUGGCGGAUCUGGAAAUAAUAUGGAAGGAAGAUCCUACGUUAAAUAAUUUGCCUGACAUUUUACUUAAACACUCGGACAAAUAUUUAGAUAUAUUCGUCGGAUAUUGCUCUAAUCAGAUUAAAAUAGAUAUGACGUUGAAAGAAUUGAGAGCGAGGAAAGGUGGCUCCAAAUUUGUCGAAGCUGUCGCACAAAUAGAGUCUCGUCCUGAAUGUCAAAGCUUGCCAUUAAAUUCGUUCCUUAUGCUACCGAUGCAACGUAUUACAAGACUCCCGCUGUUAGCCGAUGCAGUACUUUCUAAAUUAUCCGUCGAAAAUACCGCCGAUAGAUCCUCCUGGGAAAAAGUUUUAUCAACUUUCACUUAUGUCGCGUCGGAGUGUAACGAGGGUGCACGUGCUGCGGCUCAAGAGGCAGAAAUGGAAAUGAUAACGAGGAAAUUGGAAUAUUCGGCAAAAAUUAAGACAUUGGCAUUAAAAAAUCGACGUUUAAUUAAAAAAGGACCCGUUAUACGCUUAACUAUGAAGGCGGAUAUGGAAUAUAAGCUUACAUUUGGGAAGAAGUUCAACAAAACACCGCUAUACCUUUUUCUACUUACAGAUUAUCUUCUAGUCACAAAGAUUAAACACAACAGUACUCACGACGAAGCUUACAUCGUAACGGACGUUUGCAAAAGAAAUCUUCUUGCCUUGGAAACCGUUUCCGAGGAUUCACCCUUUGCUGGUCGCAAUGCAAUGAUGUUAACUCUUUUGGAAAAUUAUUCCGGUAAGCAGGCUGAAUAUGUUUUAACCUGUGAAAGCAAUACGGAAAGAGAAAGGUGGUUGGAAGCUAUAUCGCCGCCUAAACGAGAAACGUUCGGAGAAACGCUUUACGAAGCCUGGGAUUGUCCUCAAGUAAUGGCUCUUUAUUCUUACUCGCCGAGCCAACCCGAUGAGCUUACAUUGCAACCAGGAGAUGUUAUUAACGUAAUGAGAAAAAUGACGGAUGGCUGGUAUCACGGCGAGAAGCUAUUGAACGGCGAGCAAGGUUGGUUUCCUGCUAAUUAUACGAAAGAAGUUGCCUCUGAACACGUGCGCGCGAGAAACUUGAAGCAGAGACAUCGUCUGUUAGCCCUUACGGGUAGCGUUUUACAAAGAAGAGCGAAACAAAACUUGGCCGAUCGUCUGCAAAGCGUAUCGUAACAAAAUGAAAGGAUGUUCAAACGGAUCUUACAAUUGGUGGAAUGUUUCUUCUAUCAAGAUAAUGGUAUACAGUCUUAAUUCAAUUGCAUCAGUCGUACGAGAAGAGUAUUGCGAGAAGAGUAACUUAUAGUGUCUUGGUAACGUGUUUUAUGUAAAUAUUGUUGAAUUGAAAUAUUUCAAAUUUUAUCAAAAAUAUAGAAAAUUUGAGAAUUAAAUUUCAGCAUUAAAAAUUACGCGCCUCGUAAUCGAAUAGAAAGAUACAAUGGUUUGUAUAAAAUGUGUUUUAUAAACGAAAAAAAAAAAAAAAAAAUAAGAUUUAAUAUACCCCGAUAAGGUCAUACUAUCGCCAUAGAGAAAACAUCGAACAUUGUCUUCCCAUUGUAUUCUUAUUAAAGUUAAUCAGAGGCUCGCCUUCGAAUAUCUCGAUGGUCUAACUUGAAAUAAUCUUUUAACAAAGUAAACCUGUAUCAUAGUAGUCACCGUAAUAACAAUUAUUUGCGCGAUGGACCACGUUUGAACGUAAAAAUUAUUGUCCAAAAGCAAAUUUAAAUCUCUUGCUUCUCGGCUACGGCUCAAAUGUUGCGUUUGCAAUAUGUCAUUGAUGUUUUUCUCCACGCCUCUUAACGUACUCUGAAAAGAAAAAAAAAGAAAGAAGCAUAAGUACUUAUUAUUUGAAAAAGAGCUUGGAAGAAGUAUUCACUUAUAUAGAAAAUAAAAUAAAUAUUAAUUUCUCUUAUC
Molecule: messenger RNA, 5636 nt
Organism: Vespa velutina
Lineage: Eukaryota; Metazoa; Arthropoda; Insecta; Hymenoptera; Vespidae
Gene: Exn
Exons: 16
Coding region: 516-4898 (1460 amino acids)
Biological process (GO): activation of GTPase activity
Molecular function (GO): protein binding; guanyl-nucleotide exchange factor activity
Source: RefSeq, a predicted model, not a curated record